AUGCCUGGGCCAAAGAGCAAGGCGAAAGCUAAGGCCGCACCCGCCUCAGCGCGAGGACGUGACAGGAGAUCCGUCAGCCCAUCACCCCUGAAGCCAGAUGUGGAGCCCAGUCGGGCCUCAUCGUCAAGGCCGGAACGAGAGAAGGAGAAAGUGCUCAACGUGGAACCGAUAUGGCGGAAUAAGACCGUCAGAGGGCUCUUCUGCGAUCCCUACAUCGGUGCAACCAGCCUGGAAGGUGGCAAAUCAUCUCAGGCGCUGCGUGACCUGGUGGAUGCUGGCAGUGAACUUUUGGAGUCGACCUGCAUCCUGCCGCUGGCGGAAGCGGACCUGGCGGCACUGCGCACUGCGCUGCAAGCCUUGCGGGAAGCCCUGGCGCGCAGCGAAGCAGGACACGAGGCCUUCAACUGCCAGGAUGGCAUGCGCUGGUGUGACGCCUCUCGGAAGGAGAUUUGGUCGUUGAAAGCGGGGCAGCGAUGGCUCUGUGAAGGCGGCUGGAGAGGCGACUUCGCCUUCCGCGUUUUGAAUUCCGGCGCUGGGAUUCAUCAGUUUCACAGCUGCGAUGUGACAGCACUUCAACAAGGCAAAGCUCGGUACCAAACCGGGCUCUGCCUUUUCCCCGUGCAGAAGGAACGCCUAAGUCUGGCCUUCCUCUACACAUUGUUCCAAGUGUAUUUCAUACGACAUCGUUCUCACACCUGCUGGUUCCUCUACGAAGUUUUGCUGCCAACGCUGCAGUCUGCGGAUCUUCCAGCUUCGGGAGCAGGGAGCACAACUCCACAGCGAGCUGGGACAUGCUAUGCCAAAUGCAUGUUUUUGGCCUUGCGGACACUACUGGCAGAGCUAGGUGUGUCCAAAGUUGCUCGAAGAAGAAUCAUGUUCAACUUUCGAUUUUUCUUUUUGGAGAAGAUGGUGGCAGAUUUGGACCGCAUUCAACGACUUCCAGAUGCAGAUGCCAAGUUGACCAUCAGCGAUCGGAUCAUGUUGACGGUGGCACUGAAACAGGUCGCACGCCGCUGUGUCAGAGACACUGAAGCCUCUUCCGCAUUGGAACGUGCACACAUUUGUUUGCAAAAGAUUUGGUUAGCUGCUCCGCCCAUGCGUUGGCUGGGCUUUUUUACUCGCGAAAGAUCUGACUUUGCUGCCGUGACGGUGGAUUUUAAAGCAUCCAGUGGAUUCUCCAAUGAUUUCAGAAAUUUCAGGUUACACUUGCUCUCAGCGUUGAUUCCUCCAGAUGUUCGGAACGCCUUCGCUGGGCCCACGGCCUCCAAAGCAUCCAACCCUCACGUGGAUUUGACGGGCAUUGCUUCAGCUGAAGCAGCUGCAGGUGGUCCAACCCUUGAGGCCUUGACCCAGGCGCUGUUGAUGUGCGAUCGCUUGGAGGAGGUUCUCAGCUGUUCCCGGCGUUCCAAGCGUCUGAUCUGCGGUGUCGUGGAAUCUUUGGUUUUCGAAGGUCGCGGUCUUUGGACAUCUGAUCUGAGCACGGCGCCGGGCGACACGUUGCGUGUGCUUCAUCGCCUCGCUGCCCACUACUUGGCCGCGGUGAAGUCGUCUCCGUUGGGCCGCAGCUCGAGUGCCACGGCCGUUUUGGUCAUGGCGUCUCUGCUGGAACUCUUCGAAAUCACGUCCAAGUCAUCGACUGGUGGCGGAGUGUUCUCCAGAAUUAUUGGGAAAAGUGGAUCUGCUCCGCUCUGGUCCCUACAACCCUGGGAGAAACCCGAUGGUCGGCCAGCCAGUUUUGCGGAUCUCACGGCUUGGUUGCCCAUGGUCUCUCCAGCGCAAUGUCACCCGGACCAAGCGGCGAAGUGCGAAGCAGGAUUUGCCAACGCCAUGCAACCGAAGGCUCAGCUAGGUGGAAGCAUCAAAGACGUGUCGCAUGGUCGGCUGUACACUUCCUUGCAAGACUCGUCGCUUCUGUUCGGACCGCCUGAGGGUGAAGAUUCCGAGAUGUCAGGCGUCGGUAAACACAUCUUGCUUUUCGUGCGGCAGCUGCGCAGCGGGAUGAGUGGUAGCACCGCAGGUUCUACAACUUUUCCUUCGGUGCUUCCAGCAAUUGAUCGACCAUAUCAAGAUUGGGAGUUGGAUUUGGCGUGGAGUUUUGAUCCCACAUUUCUGGCCGAAUGUCCUGAAUGGCGACUCGCCUUAGAUUUGGCCGUGUUUUAUCAGAUGACGUUGGCCUCGGUUCCGAGUCUCACAUCGGCCCUGGAGGGUAGUGGCACCGCCCCGGCCGAUCACAUCUUGAGUGCCCAGGAGGCAGAGAUCCACUACACCAUCAGUUUGUUCAACCCACCAACCAAACUCACGGUCCAAGUGCAGCAUGUUUGCACUUUACUUCAAAGACAUCCCAACAAACUCUAUUCACAACCAUCUUUGACACAUCCCAAAUUGUUGUGUUCUUCGCUGCCCUAUCUGCGAUUCGGUGGCGCCAUGGAGAACGAGAUCAUCUCGGCCCCGAUUUUGCCGGACUUCGAUUUCUCCCUGACACAACAACAAGCGGAGUCCUUGCUUUCGAUUCUCAACUGCCCAGGUCUUCGAAUCCCAUUGCUGCUGGAGUUCCUGGUUCCCAAUCACAUUUCGCUGUUGCAUCACCGUCAGUUCCAACGAGUCUUCUUCUGCUGUUUGUUUGAGCCGGGCGCCUACGGAGACAGCCAAACGUUUUUGGCGAAGGAUUGGAAGAUCCCAGCCGUGGAGACACUCUCUGUGGAACUGGGCUGGUUACAUGAAGAAUUGACGAAAUCACCACAUUUGAUGCUGCCUUCAUUGAACCAACUGUUUGAAGCCAUGAAGGAUUUGGGCAGCGGAUCUUUCGACGGACCUUUGGUACAGCCAUUUCUCUUCGUGGUUCACGUGGCCCUGUUGCUGCAAGAUUUCAUGGCACAUGCGAAAGAGAAAAGCAUCAACACCAAGGCCCUGGAGUGUUUGGAGGAACAUCAGAAACUCUUCCGACGCUUCACUCAAAAGUUUGCCCGGAAAGUCUUGGCCCGUUGGAUCCGACAAGCCAAUAGUGCUAAAGCCUAUGAUGUGUUGAUGCAGUGCCACGCCCACCUUGCUAUGACCACUUGGCCGAAAAAGCACCAAAUGGAGGAUGAUGACACACAAAGUCUGGCCGUUGCAUCUUGUACCUUCAGUUUGUGGAGCGAAAAGAUUGGGGACUUGAGCUCUGUCGAGCAUCCUGGGGACCAAGCAGACAUGAUCCAUUUGGUGUUCAGCACGCUGAGUCGACAUCGAGUUCUUUUACUGAAAUCCGUGGAGGAAGAAGAUGAAACUGAGAGGAACAAGUAUUUCAGUUUCAUCUUAGGCGGUGCUUUGGGCAGCGAGCGGAUGCCUCUGUUGGCCUGGCGUGCGGCAGAACAAACGCCCAAGGUCUGUUUCCGUGUCCUCGAAACGAAUCAUCCGAUGACCACGGAGGAUUUGUCCAGCAAAGUGGUGAAGAUGCCCAAGGCAACACGGAUCAUCCUGCGUUUCGAUCCCCUGAGCCACUUGGAAACGGGUGACGUUGUGGCGGUUUUGGCCGGUGAAUCCAAAACUGCUAAGUCCAUUUGGCGCGCAGGGCGUCAUGAUGUGGCUCGAAACGGUUGGCCCGGAGUGGAUGCGCCAGGGUUGGUGAUUCAAGGUGACACGUUUCGGGUGACCUUGGAACGGUUGAUGUCCUUCAGCGCGGGGGACACGGCCUAUGGCUACCGCAUCAUCGCAGAAGCUGAGAUGCCACCAGAAGCCGUGCCAUCGAUGCAGAAGCAAUGCGAUGCUUCGCCCUUCGUUUGUGCGUCCAUUCUGUCAGAGGUAGGUGGCGAUGUGAAGGAGGCUCUUCAGCAGUACAAGCGCCGGGAAGUGCGGCAGAAGUGGGAAGAACUGGAAAGCCUCAGUGAGGCGCGAAAGCAGAGGUUGGGGCUGAGCUCAGGUGGCUGUUUCUAUGCAGCACAUGCUGAGGAGGUUCAAGACACCUGGCUCACAGGAGCUCGAGUGGAUCUGGGCAUGGCCAACAUCAGCUUCGAGGCUCGAGAGACCUUGCAACCCAUGCCGUCCGAAUGCUUUGAUGAUCCAGAUUACCGCGAAGCUUUGGGAAACGAACGUCCCAAUGUCCUACCUGUCUCCGAUUCCUUGUAUGCAACGCAAUUGAGUUUUCGAUGUGGAGGGGUGGAAUAUACAGCAGAGAUUUGGGCAGCUUCUCCUGAAUUCAGAUUGGCCUUGGACUACGAUCGCGGCAUCAAAGUUGGAGGGAAAUCUGAAGCCGUGCCAUACGUGUUUCAUCCGACCCACAUGCCUACCGGAAUCCAUUGGCGGGAGCAGACUUGGACUGAGUUAAAGGUGAAAGAUUUGCCGGAACAUCUGCAGACACACCACAAAGGUGCUGGCAGUGCGGUUUUGAAGGCUUUGUUGUCAACACCACCGCCGGAUCCGACUUUGAUGAACGAGCCAGAACCAUGGUACAUGCGAUUCGCCGGGGAAUGGUGGAAACAAGCCCGUUGGUACAGCAAACAACGAAGUCCCAAGUCUGAUAACAUCAUUUUCAUCUGUGAAAUCCAGAACACCUCCACGAGAAGCGCUUCAUCAUUUUGGUUGGAAUUCGAAUCUUUCGAAAAUCGCCCCGACUUUCUGGUGGCGUUUCGCAUCCACGAGUUUGGUCGCUGUGCCUUCCGGGAAGCUGUGUGGACGGCCCAGCGGCGCCAGUCCUUGUUCAGCGCCGACCCGGAGGAUGCGGUGGAACUCUUCACCGCGCCCAAGGCCUUAACGAAUCAAGCAGGUGAAUUGAGACCAUUAAUGUCACAUCCACGGUCUUUGGUACUGCGCAGUGCUGCUGGAAGCUACUUACCUCAACGCUUUCUGCGGGGAUUUCUGCCGGAAGUUCUCCUGAAGCAUUUCUAUUUUUGGCAGAUCUCGGCAAAUUGCAUUGAGGGAAGGCCUCGUGAUGUCUUGUCACGUUGGUUUGGGUAUGUUCUACGGCUGGAGCUCUCGGAGUCCAGUGACGUCGCUCGGGUGCUGCGUGUUUUUGACGAUGAGUCGACAGAGCAGCUGCUGGACGCCACCCGUGAGUUGGAUUCACCGCUGGGGCGCUUGGGGCGAGAUGUGAGCUCCGUGGAGCCGCUGUCGCACGUCUUGUUUUGGAGUGCCGACGGUGCCGUGGAACUGCUGGAGAUGCCCCGCUUGCAGUUGCGAUUUCGCUUCCGGACCGGACCCGUCUUUGAAGGCGCCACCUUGACCUUCAAAAAGAAGUUGUACUGCGAAGCCUAUGGAGGUCAGAUGUAUUUGGAGGCGUUCGGCUUGGAACCGAUCCGCAGACUUCUGCCCAACUGCCCAUAUGCGUUGCCACCUCACUGUUUCUUGCUGCAAUCCGAAGCUGGUGAUGCGAAAGUAGUGGCUCCUUUGGGUGGAUUGAAACGACAGCGGAGCUAUCAGGAACCUUUCAACAUCUCGGUGUACCUGAAAAUCUUCGAAGACGCCUUCUUAACACCAACCGUGGUUUACGAUUUGCCCCUGUCCACCGGGAGACUUGAAAUGUCCAUCUUUGCUGAGCGCUUUGUGGUUGCUUCUGUGUCGUUUGUUGCAACGUGA
Molecule: messenger RNA, 5547 nt
Organism: Cladocopium goreaui
Lineage: Eukaryota; Dinophyceae; Suessiales; Symbiodiniaceae
Source: the annotation of a GenBank genome assembly